AUGAUGCGCAUCUCGGAGAGCACAAACCUAAUCGGAACUACAGUUAAGUGCUUGCAAUUGGUGACGCCUCACUUCAAGUCCACGGCUGCAAUUGUCAUUAAAGAGAUCGCGCAGCUCCCUACGCAAGAUUUCUCAUGUUUACUGCCUGAGGUUAUGAGUGUCAACGCGGAACAUUACUGGAAUGAGAUGAACACAACUUUUGCUGUAUGCUCCCGCCCAGAUCCUUUAUGUUGCCAAGGAUACGAGCACAAGAUCGUGUCUUCCUGUCGUGGCGACGCAAGCAACAACGGAAACAAAUUGAGGCUUUCGAGCAUAUUUCCUGAACCAGUAUGUAAAGUGUUUUUACAGCGUCACGUCUCACCAUCCGAGUACCCUAACCUGCAUGGGUCAGUCACUAGAUAUGACUUGGCUUCUUUGGAGAUUUGCCGACCUUUGAAGCUUGGAAUUCUGUUCAUGCCUCAUGACUCUCUGCAGGAACCCAAGUCCACAAGCAAGGGCUCUGUGAUAGAGGAAAUCGAUGGAAAGAAGCAACACUUCACGCAUGUAAAUGUUCACCCGGAUCAGCUCGACGAGAUGUUUCUGCCCAAGGCGAUAGACUAUCUAUAUCAUAACGUUGAGUCUAGAACUUACGAGAUAAGUUGGAGAUCUAACCAUGGUAGUGCAUACCUAUGUGUGGACAUGACGAGCACAACAAGAUUGCCAGGAGCACCCGCGGCAAUACAAGGUAGGAACAAGAGCAGCAAGGUGGUUCCUGAGAUGCACCAAGAGCUAUUGGAAAAUGUGGAGUGGAAGGACGUGGCAAGAAGAUGCUUAAAACUUUGGUUGUUUCGUUCCUCCGAGAGAAUGCAGAGCAUGUUUAUGGCGUGGCUGAAACGAUGA
Triticum turgidum subsp. durum (durum wheat) is the source of this 879-nucleotide messenger RNA. The record is from the annotation of a GenBank genome assembly. Lineage: Eukaryota; Viridiplantae; Streptophyta; Magnoliopsida; Poales; Poaceae.